UCCCGGAGCCGCAGCGUGUGCGCGCGUGGAGCGCGCGUCCGAGCACAGAUGAGGAGCAGCACUGAUUAAGCAGAAAAAACAGAAAGGAGUUUCAGCGAACGACUCCCACGAGAGAAGAAACGCGGCACUUUGGGGAAUUUUCAAUGGGAAAAAGCUUGUAGUCAUUUUUUAAACCAGAAUGGCGUUCGGACACGGGAAAGUUCACGCAGAGGAAAUUUUGAGUGAGAAAAAUCUUGGAUAUUAGUGGACUCGAGCUACGCUGGGUUUGAUAUUUCUUAAAGGAGACGCGCCGCGCACAGAUUUGUUACGUUGUAUCCAGAGAGGUGAGUUGUGAUGUCUUGAAGCAGCAACCGGCCCCUUUGAAGGAUGUGCAGUGAGUACUAAUGGAAACUUCUGCUCCAAUAUGAAUGUUCAUGAUGUUGGCGGGAGACGACGCUUCGAGGACUCCGAGUUCACCCUGCGCAUCUACCCAGGGGUCAUCGCAGAGGGUACCAUCUACUGCCCCGUCACCGCCCGUAAGAUCACCUCAGCCGCGGAGGUCAUCGAGCAGGUCAUCGACCGACUGCGGCUGGAUCGGACACAAUGCUACGUCCUGGCAGAGGUGAAAGAGUUCGGUGGGGAAGAAUGGAUCCUCAACCCUACCGACAGUCCCGUCCAACGCAUGAUGCUGUGGCCCCGCAUGGCCCUGGAGAACCGCUUCAGCGGCGAGGACUACCGCUUUCUGCUGCGGGAGAAGAACCUCGAUGGCUCCAUCCACUACGGCAGCCUGCAGAUGUGGUUGCGGGUCACGGAGGAGCGACGAUGCAUGAUGGAGCGAGGCUUCCUGCCGCAGCCCUUGCCGAAGGACUACGACGAUCUCUGUAACCUUCCGGAUCUCAACGAGAAGACCCUGCUGGACAACCUGCGCAGUCGCUUCAAGCAGGAGAAGAUCUACACCUACGUGGGCAGCAUCCUCAUAGUCAUUAAUCCCUUUAAGUUCUUGCCCAUCUAUAACCCCAAAUAUGUCAAGAUGUACGAUAAUCACCAGCUGGGGAAGCUGGAGCCACACAUUUACGCGGUGGCCGACGUGGCUUACCACGCUAUGCUGCAGCGUAAGCGGAAUCAAUGCAUUGUUAUUUCAGGGGAAAGCGGCUCAGGCAAGACCCAGAGCACCAACUUUCUCAUCCAUCAUCUCACGGCGCUUAGUCAGAAGGGGUUUGCUAGCGGUGUGGAGCAGAUCAUUUUGGGUGCUGGACCGGUGCUGGAGGCAUUUGGCAACGCAAAGACAGCCCACAAUAAUAACUCCAGCCGCUUUGGCAAGUUCAUCCAGGUGAACUAUCAAGAAAGUGGAACGGUGAGAGGGGCGUAUGUAGAGAAGUACCUGCUGGAGAAAUCCAGGCUCGUCUAUCAGGAACACAAUGAAAGGAAUUACCAUGUGUUUUACUACCUGCUGGCAGGAGCGAGUGAAGAAGAGAGAACAGUGUUCCACCUCAGAAAACCUGAAGAAUAUCAUUACCUCAAUCAGAUGACAAAGAAACCUCAAAGGAUUCAUUGGGAAAAUUACUAUGAGAACGAACCGCAGGAUUGCUUCACGGUUGAAGGGGAGGAUCUCAAGCAUGACUUUGAGCGCUUGCAGCUGGCCAUGGAGAUGGUGGGCUUCCUCCCCACCACACGAAAACAGAUUUUUUCUCUGUUGUCGGCAAUCCUUCAUUUAGGAAAUAUCAAAUACAAGAAGAAGAUUUACAGGGACGACUCCAUUGAUAUCUGCAAUCCUGAAGUUCUGCCAGUUGUGUCUGAGCUGCUUGAGGUCAAAGAAGAGAUGCUCUUUGACGCCCUGACCACACGCAGGACGGUCACAGUGGGCGAGAGGCUGAUCGUCCCGUACAAACUGGCUGAGGCUGUGACGGUACGGGACUCAAUGGCCAAGUCUCUCUACAGUGCCCUGUUUGACUGGAUUGUGUUCCGGAUCAAUCACGCCCUGCUCAACAAAAAAGACUUGGAAGAGUUUGCCAAGAUCUUGUCCAUUGGGGUUCUCGACAUCUUCGGCUUCGAAGACUACGAGAACAACAGCUUCGAGCAAUUCUGUAUCAACUUCGCCAACGAGAGACUUCAGCACUAUUUCAACCAGCACAUUUUUAAACUGGAGCAGGAGGAGUACCGGUCAGAAGGCAUCGCUUGGCAUAACAUUGAUUACAUUGAUAACACGGGUUGCAUUAAUCUCAUCAGUAAGAAGCCCACAGCACUACUCCACCUACUGGAUGAAGAAUGCAAUUUUCCACAGGCCACCAAUCAAACCCUGCUGGACAAGUUCAAGCGGCAACAUGAAGGAAACCGCUAUAUCGAGUUUCCUGCGGUCAUGGAGCCGGCCUUCAUCAUCAAACACUACGCAGGGAAAGUGAAAUAUGGAGUGAAGGACUUCAGAGAGAAGAAUACAGACCACAUGCGGCCGGACAUCGUCGCUCUGCUCAAAAGCAGUAAAAACGCCUUCAUCUGCAGCCUGAUCGGCAUCGACCCGGCGGCCACCUUCCGCUGGGCGGUGCUCAGGGCUUAUUUCAGAGGUGUGGUGGCCUUCAGGGAUGCUGGGAAGAGACAUGUGGAGAAACGGAGCGGGCAUGAUGCUGCUGCUCCGGUUGUGAAAAGUGUGGAUAGCUUUAGUUUUCUGCAUCACCCUGUGCAUCAGAGAAGCUUAGAGAUCCUGCAGAGGUGCAAAGAGGAGAAAUACAGUGUGAACAGAAACCGGUAUCGUGUGCCACUGUCUGAUCUUCAAGGCAUCAACGCGCUAAAUCAACGGGAGGGCUGGAACGGGCGACCCGGGAGACAAAACCGUCUGUCGUCUGCUGGAUCUCUGAACGAGGAGGAUGGGAUCUUUGUCAACUCCACCAGCAGUAAACUCCUGGAGCGAGCUCACGGCAUCCUGAUGAGAAAUAAAAACUAUAAGAUGAAGCCCAGUUUACCUAAGCACUUGCUGGAUGUCAAGUCUCUGAAGUAUCUGAGUAAUCUGACGCUACACGAUCGCAUCACAAAAUCUCUAAUGCACCUCCACAAGAAGAAGAAACCGCCAAGUAUUAGUGCUCAAUUCCAGGCUUCUCUCAAUAAGCUAAUGGAGACGCUCAGUCAAUCCGAGCCGUAUUUUGUCAAAUGCAUACGAUCAAAUGCAGAGAAGCUCCCUCUGCGGUUUAAUGAUGGUCUGGUUCUAAGGCAGCUUCGAUACACGGGCAUGCUGGAAACUGUGCGUAUCCGACAAUCUGGCUACAGUAUCAAGUACACUUUUCAGGACUUUGUUCGACACUUCCACGUGCUGUUACCAGAGGGUACCUGCGCCAACCAAGAAGCUAUCAGACGCUACCUGUGCCAGGUGGAUCUCGCACCCGAAGGGUCCCAAGUGGGCCGUACCAUGGUGUUUCUCCGUGAAGUGGAGCGCCAGCGGCUGCAAGAUCUUCUCCAUCAGGAGGUUCUGCGCAGGAUUGUUCAUCUCCAGCGGCAUUUCAGGGCUCUUCUAGAAAGAAGGAACUUUCUGAGAAUGAGACGGGCUGCCUGCCACAUACAGAACUGGUGGAGGAGCUGUCAGUCUGCCCAAUCAGACAACAGGCUUGAGCAUGACGUCCAGCAGGGGGCAGCGGUCUGUAUCCAGUCGGCCUGGAGAGGAUUUAGAGAGAGGCAAAAACGCUUGUUGUGGAGGGAGGCGGCCGUGAUUAUCCAGAGAAACUGGAGGCUGUGCCGGCGAAGGCGUGCGGCCCUCCGGAUCCAGAGCGCCUGGAGACGGCACAGGGCCAGAGAGCUCUACCUCCAUCAGCGUGACGUCAUCAUCCACCUGCAAGCCGCCUGCAGGGGUUAUCUGGCGAGACGGAGAUUUAGAGAACUUCGAGAGCAGAGGUUACAAAGCACUCGGCUGCUGAAUGGAAAGACCGGUCGGUUAACAGAAGAGCGUACCGUCAUGGGUUUGGAUCUGAGUUUGUGGGAAGACUCCUACAAGGACCAAGACAGAAACAAAGUGGAAACCAAGGUGUCUGGUGGAGGUGCUGCACGGGAAGCUUUGGAAGACAUGGAGCUCGAGACAAGAGAGGAGCUGCAACCAACAUCUGAAGUGACUAUCCGAGAACGACCACGGACGCUAGAAGACCCCAACCAGAGGACGAGGGCCAAGCGGGAGAGCCGACGGAUGCGCGAGUUGGAACAAGCCAAAUUCAGCUUGGAGCUGCUGAAGGUGCGCUCCACCGGAGGAACGUCUCCGUCGGAUGAGAGACGCUGGUCGAUGGAGAUGGUCAGCGAGGUUCCUCACACUCCUCAGGGUACUCCGGACAGCCACAGCUCUAAAGGCAGCUUUGAGCUUCUUAAUAUAGAUGAGUGUUUCAAAGACAAGGCACCUCUAGAAGACCUGGGUUCUCCUUCAUCCGUGCCAGAUCAGCACGACAUAUUUCCCUCGGACGCUUCUCGUGUACCUCCCGAACCGCUCAGAUUACAAAACUCCCUUCCAACCUUCUAUCUCCCUCUGUCAGAAAGCAGCUCUGUAAAGUCUAGCACGGACUCGUCCGCUCCGCAUUUGGAUGGCUCCGGUAAGCCAUCGAAGGAGAGGAAGGAGUCCACUCGCAGACCAAUGGUCGUGGUUAUCAGUAUGCAGAAAGAGACGUUUUUAAGCGAAGAGGACGCCAAGCUACCCGAGGUGUCAGACAGUGCCGUCCAGACCAGCGAGCCGCCCAGUCCGGCACAGGCCAAACGCAACAGCCUGUACGUGCUGGAGAAACUAGAAAAGCUGAAUGAGGAAAAGGAAGUGAGAGAGAAACAUCAGCAACUGCAGAACGAAAAGGAGAUGAUGGAGCAGGUGCGGCAACAAAAGCACAUCCUGAAGGAACACAUCCGACACUUUGCUCAGUUGGAGAGGGACAUGUUCGAGAAGCAGAGGUUUGAGGCGCUGCAAAGGAUUGAGCAGAGCAGACAAGAGGAUUCUGGAGGAAGGACAGACGGAACCGGUGCACUCCUGGACCGAGGUCCUGCUCCCAUAGCCCAGCCCGAGCCGGACCUCAUCUCCCAGCCACAGGUCCCAGAAAAAGACGCCAGAUAUCAGCCGAAGGAUGGCAGAAAGGUACCAGAAGGAUGGGCACCGAAACUGACCCUGGAAUCCCGAGGACAUGAAGCCAAAAGGAGGAUAAAUAAGAAGCCGUCCGCUCAGACUGUCAACAUGACCGACAGAUCUGGAAAUAUAUUCUUUUCCCCGAAAACAAAGGUUUCCGUCUCGAAGUCGGAUAAAGACUUUGACACUCGAGGCAAAACUCCAGGUGUCCAGAAUGAAAUAAACCUCCUGGGUUACAAAUCCACUAAAGGCCGAGAGGUCGGCCGACCCGGUCAUAAAAAAGCCCGCAUGGCUCGGACGCGCUCAGACUUCCUGACCCGCAGUACAAAUCCCCCGGGAGAGGGGGAGUCAGAGGAGGAAGAGUACGAGGAGAGCCCUCUUUCUCUUACUGUACUUCUCUCUAAACAGGACUCAGAGGAGAGCGCGCUAGAGGCGUAUCACAGUGACUCUGAAAUGCCCGUCUCAGGCGCUGAAGAACAGAAGAGCAUGUAUAAAGCCAUGUCCUCUGGUGACCUGGGCAAAACUGAUGCUCUGAGAAAAAACCCUCAUGGAGAUGGAAGGGUUCGUGGUAAGAUGCGCUUUUGGGGUAAAGCGAAGCACGGAGAGAAGAAGCUGUCGCGAGAGCGUCUGUUUUGUGGCAGUGAUAUUCUGGAUGGAGACUGUCCUGAAACGUCACUUCUGAUGGAAGAGGGUGCAGAGCACUUGUCGCCUCCCCGAAGCCCAGAUCUGACUUUACAGAGGGAAUUUAAAGAGAACAAGGAGCCAUCUCCUAAAGUGAAGCGUCGACGCAGCGUGAAGAUCAGCAGUGCGGCUCUUGAACCCGCCCAGUGGCAGAACGAUGCGCUGCAGAUUCUCACAUGUGCCAAUGACUACAGGAGCAUGAAUGAUUUCCUCAUGAAGAAGAUAAGCGAUUUAGACAUGGAGGACGGUAAGAAAGACACAAUGGUGGAUGUCGUCUUCAAAAAGGCGCUAAAGGAGUUUCGCGUGAACAUCUUCAACUCGUACUCCACAGCUUUAGCAAUGGAUGAUGGGAAGAGCAUUCGAUACAAGGACCUCUACGCUCUCUUUGAACAAAUCUUGGAGAAGAACAUGCGUCAGGAACAGAGGGACUGGAACGAGUCGCCGGUGAAGGUCUGGGUCAACACCUUCAAAGUCUUUCUCGAUGAGUUCAUGAUGAAUCACAAACCUGUGGACAGUGCUGUGAACAAGGUAGCCAAACCAGAACGCAAGAAGAGAAGGAAAAAGGAUGCUGAUAUCGUGGAAGAACACAACGGCCACAUAUUUAAAUCCACCCAAUACAGCAUUCCCACAUACUGCGAGUACUGCUCAUCUCUCAUCUGGAUGAUGGACAAAGCCUGCGUCUGCAAAUUGUGCCGGUAUGCGUGCCACAGAAAGUGCUGUCAAAAGAUGACCACCAAAUGCAGCAAGAAGUACGAUCCUGAGCUCUCGUCUCGGCAGUUUGCUGUGGAAUUGACCCGUCUAACCCACGACGAGCGGUCGGUGCCUUUAGUUGUGGAGAAACUCAUCAACUACAUCGAAAUGCACGGCGUGUACACUGAAGGCAUCUACCGGAAGUCUGGAUCCACUAAUAAGAGCAAAGAGCUGAAGCAGGGUCUGGACACGGAUGUAAACAGCAUAAAUCUGGACGACUACAAUAUUCACGUGAUCGCCAGUGUUUUUAAACAGUGGUUACGUGAUCUGCCCAAUCCUCUGUUGACCUUUGAACUGUAUGAGGAGUUUCUGCGAGCUAUGGGUCUCCAAGAUAAGAAAGAAGUAAUUCGAGGGGUUUAUUCUAUAAUCGACCAGCUCGGUAGAACCCAUCUGAACACACUUGAGCGCCUCAUAUUCCAUUUGGUCAGGAUUGCUCUGCAGGAGGAGACCAAUCGCAUGUCUGCGAACGCGCUGGCCAUUGUGUUUGCUCCCUGCAUCCUGCGCUGUCCUGACACUACUGAUCCUCUGCAGAGCGUUCAGGACAUCGGGAAAACCACAGCGUGUGUGGAGCUGAUCAUUUGUGAGCAGAUGAAUAAGUACAAGGCCAGAUUGAAGGACAUCAACACUCUGGAGUUUGCUGAGAACAAAGCCAAGAGUCGGCUAACUUUCAUCCGCAGGUCCAUGAGGCCUGUAAUAAUUGCUGUUAGAUUCAUGAGCGUAACCCGCAGUGCUGCAGCGGGUAAAGGGCAGGGACACCGGGCGAGAUAUCCCACACCAUCACCUCCGGUGAGUCCUCACUCUCCGACCGCCCCAGACGUGCCGCUAGACAGCGUAGACGACGAAGUCGCCAGAGACCCAGAGGUGUCCGAGCAACAGCAGGUGGCCAUGCAGCAGGAGGAGAAAGUUCUGACUGAACAGAUCGAGCAUCUACAAAAAGAGAAGGAAGAGUUGACUUUCGAGAUUCUGGCUCUGGAGCCGCGGGCGUCGGAUGAUGAGACGCUGGAGUCCGAGGCGUCGAUAGGCACAGCAGACAGUUCUGAAAAUCUCAACAUGGACUCCGAGGGAGCCGGAUCGGAUUUCUCCGAGCGAGGCCCAGCGCUGGCCGCCUCCAGGCCCAAGAAGUCUGAGGGGAAGAGCAGACGCGUUCUGCGGAAGCAGGCCGAGUCCCUGGAUUCCGUAGACUCCAGUUCGACCGUCUCCUCCGUGUCGUCGUCCUACGCCAACCUGCCCGUGCGAACCCGACCCCGCAAGUCACGUUUCCGGUCCAACUCUCCUCCGUCUGGAUCGGUUCUGUCCAGCCCACCCGACGGCAUGGACCACCCCGAGCAGGACAGAGAGGAGAGGCCGCAGUUCACCAGCCGAGGCACAUUUAACCCCGCAAAAGGCAAACUGCGGCUUCAGGGUGCCAAGAGCUCCCCACCGAAACCGCACGAGCGGAAGGGGGACCCGGACAUGCCUCCUCAGCAGAUGGUGGUUUACGGCAACAACGAGUUUAUGGUAUGAAGGUCACGAGGUUACGCGUCCAAAGAGCUCUUUCCUCCCCGCUAGCUCACAUGUGCUGCGUUGUAGUCCUUAAGUGCCCCGAUGAGAGAAACGCUUGAGGACAGAGCUGAAGAUCUGAGAGGGUGUGUGUUUGUUUACGGGUCCGAGACGAGGAAGGCAGGGUAAAGGGAAUGCUGAACGACUCCACUAAGGAAGAUUCUCCAAUCGACAGCUCUGUGACUGCCACGGUCCGAGUGCGGGAGACGAAGCCAUUGAUGAACUUCAUGAAUUCAAGCUAUAUCAUGGGCUGCUUCAAUGUUUACAAUGUAGAACUAUUGCAAGCAGCAUCCUCCGCAAUGUAUUUGCCCUUAAGCCUAUUUAAUAAAUUUUAUUUACUUGGAAUAUGUAGAGCUAUAUAAAUAUAUUAUGUGAUAUAAAGUGUAUAAAGCCCAGCGCACCAGUGACCGCUGGGACGUUGGAUUCAUAUAUCUCGUAUCGGUAAUGAAUGCGUUGGCGAGUUAAAGAUUGUUUGCGUGAAUGUUUGUGUGUAAGAAAACUUGAUAUGUUGUGUCAGGUUUGUGCUGCUUGUUGCGUUGUGCUUGGAGGGAAAUGAUGCCAUUAAAGGGACCAAGCAAAGGUCGAGGUCUUUCAAAUCUCCACAGCCAUACACAAGUUGUUUGGAUUCAUUCAGACACAAAAAUGUUUCCGCGUCAGUCGUGUUCUGUGAAAGCAGUGUUAAUAUACAAAACCACAGUAAACGAAUUAUAACCUAUUAUUAUUUUAAAUGACAUAAUUUUUCUUGGAAAAAUCUGAUGCUCCGCAUUGUUUCCCCCCAAUAAUUUAAAUACUUAAUGUAUUAUCGAACGAUUUCUUCUGUUUAUAUACAUAAUAUCUCUUGUUUUUCAAAUUAUUUAAAUGUUUUCAUUGACCGUAAUAAUCCACGUAAAUGCAUUUGGAGGGUGGAUUUGAUUUUAAAGACACACGGCUUUGUCGUUUAUUACUCGUAAUGUUGACCUCGGAACGAUCUGGAUGUUAGAAUAUGUUCUCUCGCUCCAUCACUAUUUGUUAGUGUCACUUACAACAUGAGAAACCUGGAGAUGAAGUGAAGAAAAGCAGUGAAUGUGUAUCCGCAAAACGUUUCUGUUACUGUGGAUUCUGCAAAGGUCUUAAAUGAUGUCACCCGUCUGUUAAAUUGUGAUUCUCAAGGUUUGUCUGAUGUAAUGGUGUUACGGAGCGUGUAGACGAAUGAAAUCAACCUCAGAGUUGAGAAUAUGAAUUUAUGUUGUGUUAUUGUAGAUCUCAUUCAUUGCCGACACGGGUCACAUGCCUGAGAUGUGUGGCGUCUGAGCCGUGUGUUGAACAAAUAUUUCUUAUGGAAGACAAAACUGUCAGUGGUUGUAAAAUAAAUUACAUUUUGAACAAAUAAGACGUGGUUCAUGAAAUG
Molecule: messenger RNA, 9404 nt
Organism: Triplophysa rosa
Lineage: Eukaryota; Metazoa; Chordata; Actinopteri; Cypriniformes; Nemacheilidae
Gene: myo9aa
Product: myosin IXAa
Exons: 44
Coding region: 404-7981 (2525 amino acids)
Biological process (GO): intracellular signal transduction; positive regulation of GTPase activity
Cellular component (GO): myosin complex
Molecular function (GO): protein binding; ATP binding; GTPase activator activity
Source: RefSeq, a predicted model, not a curated record